AUGUCUGGAGUUUGGGUUUUCAAGAACGGUGUAAUUCGCUUGAUUGAAAAUCCUCAAGCAGAUUCUGAUGGAAGGUUAGGCAACUCCAGACGAAAGGUAUUGAUAUACCUUCCGACGGGACAAGCAGUGUCAUCCUACUCUUCGCUAGAGGAAAUCCUCACGUCGUUAGGAUGGGAGAGAUACUAUGGAGGGGAUCCAGAACUCUUUCAGUUUCAUAAACGUUCUUCCAUUGAUCUAAUUUCUCUUCCUAGGGACUUCGCCAAGUUCAACUCCAUUCACAUGUAUGACAUAGUCAUUAAAAAUCCCAAUCUCUUCCAUGUUCGAGAUGUGUGA
Cucurbita pepo subsp. pepo (vegetable marrow) is the source of this 333-nucleotide messenger RNA. RefSeq names its product flowering-promoting factor 1-like. The record is from RefSeq and is a predicted model, not a curated record. Gene Ontology annotation, biological process: regulation of flower development. Lineage: Eukaryota; Viridiplantae; Streptophyta; Magnoliopsida; Cucurbitales; Cucurbitaceae.